This is a messenger RNA of Aaosphaeria arxii CBS 175.79, 1365 nucleotides long. RefSeq lists its product as uncharacterized. Gene Ontology annotation, cellular component: nucleus. Lineage: Eukaryota; Fungi; Ascomycota; Dothideomycetes; Pleosporales. The transcript has 2 exons. Gene Ontology annotation, molecular function: zinc ion binding; dioxygenase activity. The coding region runs from base 1 to 1365 and encodes 454 amino acids. The record is from RefSeq and is a predicted model, not a curated record. Gene Ontology annotation, biological process: DNA alkylation repair; DNA repair.
AUGGAUGCAUUUGUUUCUCGCAAGCGACGCCGCAUCUCCUCGCAUAGCCCUACUCGAAAGGCUACACAUUCAAGGCCUCAGUGCUCCGACAGGAAUGACGCAGACGACGACAGUACUGACUUCAAAUUGGCCGUCCUGGCCUCUCUGCACCCGGAGCUGAGCGAAGAGCUUCUGCUUGAUGCGCUUCUUUCUUGUGAUGGCUCGACUGAGAUGGCAUCUGAAGCAAUCUCCCAAAGCAAUGAAAAUAAAAGGAAGAAUUCACGAACAUCACUUUCCAAAAGUGGGGUUGUUGGGUACCAGUCAUCCCUCGCAUCGUAUCGCGUAGGUGCGAAUGGCGGGGUGGGCAAGAAGCCUCUGACCAGACGAGGCAAAACAUUAUUUUUAUAUUCUCCCGAUGACAUUGAAGCAAACACCCCUUGUUCGAUCAUACAUCAUUUUCUGCCUCCAGCAGAGGCAAAUGCUCUACUCCUCGAGCUACUUGAGGAUGCGCCUACAUACUCCAACAUUGAAUUUCAACUGUUUGAUCGCGUCGUCAAAAGUCCACAUACAUUCUGUUUCUAUGUGAACAGUCUUGCGGAAGCAGAGGCUCAAAAAACCGAAUACUUAUAUGAUGGCCGGAAAAUUGAUGAUGUACGGCAGAGCCUGCCCGAGAUGCUCAAAGUUUCAGACAAGGUGGAAGCAGCCGUCAAUAGCGAGAUCCAACGAAGGAUCCGUGACUUUUAUCCGAACGGUGAAAAGCUGAAAUACCAAUCUCCAGGACCUUGGAAGGCUAACACAGCUUUCGUGAAUUGCUAUGACGGCCCCAAUGAAAGUGUUGGAUAUCACUCUGACCAACUGACAUAUCUCGGACCGCGAGCUGUCAUAGGGAGCUUGAGUCUUGGGGUCGCACGAGAGUUCCGUAUCCGCAAGGUGGUUGCCGAAGACGACGCUCACCGCAAGGAGGACGGGACUCUUGCCGACGCUCAGGGGCAGAUUUCUAUACAUCUCCCGCAUAAUUCUCUUCUCGUGAUGCAUGCCGAGAUGCAAGAAGAAUGGAAGCAUUCCAUCGCACCGGCACAGGCAAUCGAUCCUCACCCAUUAGCUAAAAAUAAGCGGCUGAACAUAACCUACCGAUCAUACAAAGAUCAUUUGCAUCCGAGAUAUACACCAAAGUGCCGCUGCGGUGUGUCGACCGUCUUACGAUGCGUUACACGCAAGAAGGAAACGCGUGGUCGGUAUAUGUGGAUGUGCCACGUGAAUUACGUUCCAGGAGAGGAGGGCUGCGGGUUCUUCCAAUGGGCUGAAUUUGAUGCUGAUGGUAAUCCACCUUGGGUUACUAAACACGAUGCUGUACUCGACGAAAUAGCCAAAGCCAAAGACCAAUGA